Messenger RNA from Uloborus diversus, 1743 nucleotides. Its product is annotated as BRCA1-associated RING domain protein 1-like. The record is from RefSeq and is a predicted model, not a curated record. Gene Ontology annotation, molecular function: protein binding. Bases 46 to 1743 code for a protein of 565 amino acids. The transcript is spliced from 12 exons. NCBI's taxonomy places the organism in Eukaryota, Metazoa, Arthropoda, Arachnida, Araneae, Uloboridae.
ACUGUGUUGGAAAAACCAAAGAGCCCAGGAAAAAGUUUUGAAGGAAUGUCUGUUCAAGAUAUUUUAAACGACGUUGAAAAUUUAGAAGCAACUUUAAAAUGUCACGUAUGCAAUAACAUCUUUAAUGAUCCCCUACUCAUAGCAAAAUGUGGGCAUACGACAUGCAAGCAAUGCUUUGUCGGACAUUUUGAAUUGAAAUGUCCAGUCUGUAGCACUGCAGUGAAUACUAAAGAUUAUGUUGAAGACAAACAAAUGAAGGAUCUAAUUGCACAUUUGGGGAAACUAAAAUCUGUUCUAGAAAAUUUGGAAAAUCCAAAUGAAAAUAUUGCUGAAACUUCUAAUAAUACUGGAAGUGAUAAAGGUGCAGCUGAGCAUGUGACUAAUGAAGAAAAGGAAACAUCCCCUGUCUCAGAACCUGCAUCAGUUGGAAGAAAAAGAAAAUUGUCUUUAAAAAAUACCCCUAAUCCAUCUGUCAGUAGUGAAGAUAAUAUUAUCCAAGAUACCCCUAACCUUACAUCAAGCAAAAAGGUUGGUUUUGGAAACGCUACGAAGGUUUCUACAUCAGAAAAGAAGAGACUAAGUUCAAAUUUCAAUAGCCCAAAUGCUUCUGGUCGUUCUACUUCAAAUUUAGAUAAAAAGAAUCAUAAAGGAGAAACCCUUCUACAUUGUGCUGUAAUCAAGGGAGAUAUUGGAAAAGUAAAGGAACUAUUAGCUGAAGGUGCAAGUGUAAACACGCAGGACAAUAGCGGUUGGACACCAUUGCAUGAAGCCAGCAACCGUGGGUUUGUAGAAAUAGCUAAGAUGCUUUUAGAUGCAGGUGCGUUAGUCAAUGUGCCUUCUUCAGAGGAAAACAUUACGCCACUCCAUGAUGCUUUGUACAAUAACCAGAUCCCAGUUGCCAUUCUUUUGGCAUCGAGAGGAGCAGACAUGCAUGCAAAAACCUCAACAGGUAAAACUGCUUUAGAUUUGUGCAGAAGUGAUGAAGAUAGAAAUAUUCUGAUUGAAUCAUGCUCACCCUUUAUUAGUGCAAAUGUUCCUUUAUCAAACAUUUCUUCAAAACAUGAUGGUAAAAUGGUAUUCCUCUCAACCAAUUUAAGUGAAGAUCAAAAAGCUCAUUUACAGAAAGGUGCUCAGCUUCUAAAUGCAGAUAUUGUUAGUGACUUCAGUUCUGAUGUUACUCAUGUUAUCACUUCUUGUGAUAAAAUGGGAAACUGUACAAGAACUUUGAAGAUUUUGCUUGGAAUACUCUCUGGAAAAUGGAUAAUGAAUUUUCAUUGGAUUGAAGUUUGCUUAGAUUAUAAGCAAAAGGUGGAUGAAGAAGUGUUUGAAGUUCAAGGCACAAAAGCACAACCAAAUACACAAGGACCAAAACGUGGUAGAGAAAACAUGGAACAAAAAUUCCCGCCUUUGUUUGAUGGGUUUUACUUUUAUUUGCAUGGCAGUUUCACAAAACCUACCCCAGAAAGAGAGGAUUUGUGUCUCCUGAUUCAGGCAGGCGGUGGCAAAAUUCUUUCCAGAGAGCCUCGAGUAGAGACUGUUGUGUCUGAGCAUAAUAAUAUACCAUUCCAUGCUCCUCACACCCCCCUUGAAGACGUCAAUCAUGUUAUCUUGUAUCAAGACAAACCACCUCGAGGGAUUCACUUUCAUCAUUCUCACAUUUGCACUACACAAGUUAUAUGGCUUAUAGAAUGUAUUAGUGAGUUUAAAAUAUUGGAAGCAAAAGCCUUUCAAAAGACAAAGUAA